This is a messenger RNA of Salvia miltiorrhiza (redroot sage), 2389 nucleotides long. Its product is annotated as probable metal-nicotianamine transporter YSL7. Gene Ontology annotation, molecular function: oligopeptide transmembrane transporter activity. The record is from RefSeq and is a predicted model, not a curated record. Lineage: Eukaryota; Viridiplantae; Streptophyta; Magnoliopsida; Lamiales; Lamiaceae. Gene Ontology annotation, cellular component: membrane. The transcript is spliced from 6 exons. Bases 1 to 2163 code for a protein of 720 amino acids.
AUGGGCAAUGCAAGUGAAAUCAAUGUGGUGGAGGAUGAAAGCAGCAUAGAAUGUGGAAAACAAAAAAGCGAAGAAAACUUGAAAAAAGGAGAAGCAAAAGAAUUGGAAGAUGAAGAGUUAUCUGUGGAGAGGAUGUUCGAAAACAAGGAGGCGUCAUCAUGGAGGAAGCAGUUGAGUGUGAGAGCCUUUGCUGUAGGCUUUCUGCUGUCACUACUGUUCAGCUGCAUAGUGAUGAAACUCAACCUCACCACUGGAAUCAUACCUUCACUCAAUAUAUCAGCUGCUUUACUCGGGUUCUUCUUUGUCAAGAUUUGGACCAAGUUGAUGGCGAAAUUUGGCAUGUUGACUCAUCCCUUCACGCGCCAAGAGAACACCGUCAUUCAGACCUGUGUCACUGCUUCAUCUGGCAUAGCCUUCAGCGGAGGAUUUGGAAGCUACCUUCUCGCAAUGAGCGAACGCGUAGCCAAACAAUCAGAGGACAGCAGAGAUGGACUGGACUACAAGAACAUAUCCCUCGGGUGGAUGAUUAUCUUUCUAGCAGCAGUUAGCUUUCUAGGACUCUUCUGUGUCGCACCUCUGAGUAAGGUCAUGAUCAUAAACUUCAAGUUGACUUAUCCAUCCGCUACUGCAACAGCAAAUCUUAUUAACAGUUUCCACACUCCUCAAGGAGUCAAACUAGCAAAAAAGCAAGUCAGGGAGUUGGGCAAGUUUUUCUCAUAUACUUUCUUGUGGGGUUUCUUUCAAUGGUUCUUCCAAACUGAGGACGACUGUGGAUUUUCAAGCUUCCCAACCUUCGGAUUGAAAGCAUUAGAAAACAGGUUCUACUUCGAUUUUUCGACAACUUAUGUAGGAGUUGGGAUGAUUUGUCCUCGUAUCAUAAAUGUAUCUUUACUAGUCGGAGGAAUUAUUUCCUGGGGUAUUAUGUGGCCACUUAUUGAAACUCGCAAGGGCAGUUGGUAUUCUGCAGAUCUCCCUUCAAGCAGUUUACAAGGGCUUCAAGGUUAUAAGGUGUUCAUCGGCAUUGCCAUGAUACUCGGUGAUGGCAUAUACUUUUCCUUCAAGCUGCUGUUCCUAGCAGUAGCCAGAUAUGCUGCAAAACUUCGAGAGAAAAAUGCCAACAUGCAAAUCCCAGUGUCACAACAUUCUUCACCUUCUACAACAUUUAAGAGCUAUGACGAACGGUGCCGUACCCAGUUCUUUCUAAAGUAUCAAGUACCAACAUGGUUUGCAAUUGGAGGUUAUAUAAUCAUUGCUUCAAUCACUACUGCGGCGCUUCCUCACAUCUUACACCAGCUGAAAUGGUACUUCUUAUUCGGAACACUUACUCGAAUCUUCCACCAGCUUAAAUGGUACUACAUAACAGUGCUCUACAUCUUCGGCCCAUCCCUGGCCUUUUGCAAUGCAUUUGGGUGUGGGCUGACAGAUUGGUCUUUAGCAUCUGCAUAUGGGAAGCUUGCCAUCUUUGCUAUUGGGGCGUGGGCAGGUGCUUCUCAUGGAGGAAUUCUUGUUAGUCUAGCAGCAUGUGGUGUCAUGAUGAACAUAGUCACCACUGCCUCCGACCUUAUGCAGGAUUUCAAGACUGGCUACUUGACUAUGUCUUCACCUCGUUCCAUGUUUGUGAGCCAAGCAAUUGGCACAGCAAUGGGAUGCGUCAUUUCUCCUUGCGUGUUUUGGAUAUUUUACAAGGCAAUUCCUGAUCUCGGGCUUCCUACGAGUAACUAUCCUGCUCCUUAUGCUACUAUUUACUACAAUAUAGCUAAGUUAGGAGUCGAAGGUCCCUCAGCACUCCCAUAUUAUUGUAUGAAGCUAUGUUACGUAUUCUUUGCAGCAGCCAUUCUCAUCAAUCUCAUUAGAGAUGUUUUAGGCAAGAAAAGGUCGUGGUUUAUUCCACUUCCAACAGCAAUGGCAAUCCCAUUUUAUUUGGGAGCAUACUUCACCAUCGACAUGUGUGUUGGAAGCCUCUUACUCUACAUUUGGCAGAAGAUAAACAAGGCUAAGGCAGAUGCUUUUGGGCCAGCCGUAGCAUCAGGUCUAAUAUGUGGAGAAGCAAUGUGGGCGUUUCCUAGUUCUGUGCUAGCUCUAGCAGGGGUCAAACCUCCCAUUUGCAUGAAGUUCCUCUCCAGGAAAACAAAUAGCAAGGUCGAUAAUUUUUUACGAUCCUAGAUAAGGAAGAGAUAAUUACCUAUUACAUCUGGCGUUAGCCAGCUAUAUAGAUGAUGCAUAAUCUUGUACAACUGCUUCACAUGUUGAUGUUUUCACUGAGAUAGACCUGUUGGCUUAGGGUGAUCUAUAUUGGUUCAAGAAGCAGGGUUCUAGGUUUCCGGGAUGAUAAACUAUAAUCAUGUAACAGUAAGCACGUUAAGUGAUGAUAUAUUUGUGUUGUGCUGCA